This is a messenger RNA of Vavraia culicis subsp. floridensis, 1782 nucleotides long. RefSeq lists its product as uncharacterized. The transcript has a single exon. Gene Ontology annotation, molecular function: polynucleotide 5'-hydroxyl-kinase activity. The record is from RefSeq and is a predicted model, not a curated record. Gene Ontology annotation, cellular component: nucleus. The coding region runs from base 1 to 1224 and encodes 407 amino acids. Gene Ontology annotation, biological process: tRNA splicing, via endonucleolytic cleavage and ligation. Lineage: Eukaryota; Fungi; Microsporidia; Pleistophoridae.
AUGGCACAGCAUAAUUCGGGGGAACGAAGCGGAAAUACACUUCGUGAUCAUGAAAUACCAACGAAACAGGAGAACAGGGCACAAAACACCACUGAGGUGCUCUCGGAACACAAACAACUCUUUAAUGGUGCCGAAUCAGGACAAAACAAAAAACUGCGAUUUGUUCUGCCCAUGCAAGUGAAGGUGCCUGCUCUACACGAACUGCGCCUAGAAACAGGAAAGACGCCCGCCACGCUGCGGGUAGUAACCGGCAGCCUAGACAUUCUCGGUCAGGAGCUUCUGACCGAUCAUCCGUACACAUUUACAGGCACUCUCUUCUUCACAACAUUUCGUGGGUGCGUGGUCGAACUAAACGAUGACAUAGCGCUGCAAUACACGAGCAUGUCAAACAUAGAACGUGUAUUUGACCUGGCAUCAGCGCUUAGCGGCACGUACUACGUGGUGGGCCACGGCAGAUGUACAUUCAUCCAAACACUGUGCAAUCUUUGUGUGCGGAUGGGCAAGAAGGUCCUGGUAAGCGAAAUUGACCCUGCACAGGGCUUUCUUGUGUUUCCCGGUGUGAUGGGCACCAUGUUGGUUGAAAACCUGGUGUGCUACGAUGAUGACGUGCAGAACGAAAAGCUGUGCUACUUCUACGGUGACACGGAAAUCAAAAACCGCGAAUACUACGACAUGCUGUGCAGCAAGGUGUUGGGGCACACGAAGGAGAACGACCUGCAUUUGAUAAUCUUUCCGAACGAGUGUGUGGUGCAGGAAGAGGAGAGGAACGACAAUUUCGUAGUGGUGGGCGAUGAACGAAUGUUCCACACCAUAAAACCACGGAACAAAGAAUUUGUGCCGUGCUAUGGCUACGUAAAGAAAGCCAAAACGAAUGCGCUCAUAUACAACUACUUCCAUGGGAAGACGGGCAAGUACACGCCGUUCAUACUGUCGGACAAGCUCAAGAUCCUGUCGGUUGGUGAAAAGUUUGUGCCUCCUACGAGUGCGCUGCCGCUAGGAGCCCAGAGAAAAAUGAACACGUGCGUUGCCACACCUGCAGGUGCUGAGCAGGACAGCAUUGUUGCCAUAUCGUACGCAAAGAACGAGGAAGAGGCGGGUGUUCGCCCCGUGGCCGGAUUUGUUCUGAUUAGGAGCGUUCAGCCGCUCACGUUUCUCUGUGCACAGGCAACCGUGUCCAAAGACAUGUUAUAUGUGCAGGGCAACAUCAAGUACUCCGAAUUUUAAACAUUUUACAUUAAAUUCUCGUUUGUCUGCUGCCAUGACCCCAAACAAUAACUCAAUUGUGUUUUAGGGCCGCUUACCGCGGUCUUAAAUGUUUUUAAACCACGGUUUGUUGCAUUUGAACAAGCACGCUUCCACCGAAGACACGUUUGCUUGUUCUACACACCUUUCUGAUCCGCUAGGAGCAAAUACCGGUAAACGCGAUAAAGGAAAAGAAAACAAAAAUUCGAGUGUGAUGCUGAAAAGGCGUUAAACCACGAAUUGAGUAAUAAAUGGAACUUAUCAUAAACACGGAGAAUAAGCUGCCUAAAGUUGAUGGCACCAGCAAUGCUGACUGCGCGUUUAUCAUCCUGAUGUUCGUGCAGUUCAACAAAGACGUGGUGAUGUGAAACUGCUGUUUGCCCCUCCAUGACAGGCAGAGGGUUGGCUUAAAGUGCAGUAAUUUCUACGUUAAGUUUUUUGGUGCUGGUGAGAGCGGAGGAUUUGCUUUUAUUGGUGAGGCUUUCGUUAAUUAACAUGGACACGGUGGAUGUUGUUCCCGACAGUGAUAAUUAAAACGGC